This is a messenger RNA of Hippopotamus amphibius kiboko, 1852 nucleotides long. It is a transcript of the gene TINF2, whose product is annotated as TERF1 interacting nuclear factor 2. NCBI's taxonomy places the organism in Eukaryota, Metazoa, Chordata, Mammalia, Artiodactyla, Hippopotamidae. Gene Ontology annotation, molecular function: telomeric repeat DNA binding. The coding region runs from base 324 to 1763 and encodes 479 amino acids. Gene Ontology annotation, cellular component: shelterin complex. The record is from RefSeq and is a predicted model, not a curated record. Gene Ontology annotation, biological process: telomere capping; regulation of telomere maintenance via telomere lengthening. The transcript has 9 exons.
UUCCCGGGUAGAGAAACUAGUUGCAGGACCGGAAGCGAAGUAGCCUUCGGGUUCCAGACAGCGGCGGCGCUUAAGGCAGGGCGCCCUGGUGCCAGUGGAGCUGGCCAGCUUCGCCAUUCAGAUUCCAGCCCGAGUUGGAGAAAAACCCCGGGAUUCUUGUGCCCAUGGGAGGGCACCGAGUCGGAUCGCAACGCAUCCGACGCAAACCGAAAUAGCCUCACCUGUGCGGGCCACCGGAAACCCCGCCCCUAGGAGGAGUCGGGAAGCCUCGCCGAAGAGGUAGGAAUCCGAAGGGACGGCCCCUGGGGUGCGGCCCGCCGGCCAUGGCCACGCCCCCGGGGGCCGGUCCCGUGGCUCUCCGCUUCGCAGGAGCUGCCUGCUGGCAAGUCGUGCGCGGACGCUGCGUGGAGCAUUUUCCUCGCGUAUUGGAGUUUCUGCGAUUCCUGCGCGCUGCUGCCCCUGGCUUGGUUCGGUACCGGCACCAUGAACGCCUGUGUAUGGGCCUAAAGGCCAAGCUGGUGGUGGAGCUGAUUCUGCAGGGCCGGCCUUGGGCCCAGGUUCUGAAUGCCCUGCAUCACCACUUCCCAGAGUCUGGACCUGUAGUGCGGGACCCCAAAGCCACAAAGCAGGAUCUGAGGAAAAUCUCGGAGGCUCAGGAAACCUUUUGCCAGCAGGUGAAGCAGCUGGCAGAAGCCCCUGUUGAUCUGGGUUCGAAGCUACAGGAACUUGAACAAGAGUAUGGGGAACCUUUCCUGGCUGCCAUGGAAAAGCUGUUUUUUGAAUAUUUGUGUCAGCUGGAAAAAGCACUGCCUGCACUGCAGGCACAGCAGCUUCAGGAUGUGCUGAGUUGGAUGCAGCCUGGAGUUUCUAUCGCUUCUUCUUUUGUCUUGAGCCAAUAUUAUGUGGACAUGGGGUGGCCACUUCCAGAGUGCUUUGCUGCUGAUUCAGUGGACAUGACAGAGCCCAUGGAGCAGAGUCCUCCUCGGCAACCAACACCAGCACUCCACGACCCUCUGCCAAAAGCCCAGCCAGGCCCACACCUUCCUCAGGGUCCACCCUCAAGGAAAGACCUAGAACCUCUGACUGGCCACCACUUCAAUCUGGCCCCUCUAGGCCGGCGAAGAAUCCAGUCCCGGUGGAAAUCCACUAGCGGAGGCCAAAAGGAGCGCCCCACAGUCAUGCUGUUCCCCUUCAGGAAUCUGGGUUCACCAACCCAGGUCACAUCUAAGCCUGGGAACAGGGAAGAACAAGGGACACACACAACAGACCCAGCAGGUGCUGUGGGUACCAGAGCAGCCUCGACUGGAAAGUCUAGGAGUCCGUCCAAGACUCUGGGAGGAAGGGCUCUGAAGGAGACCCCAAUUGACUUGUCUGCCUCAGAGCAAAAGGAGCACUGCUUGGAUUGCCCCAUGGGACCCCUGAGAUUGUCACUAUCGCCUCCUCGGGCCAGGAAGUCAGUGCGUCCUCCAUCUCUGUGCAGCUCCGACAUUACCAUAGGGGACCUGGUUUUGGACUCGGAUGAGGAAGAAAAUGGCCAGAUGGAAGGAAGGCCUGAUCCUAGACCCUCAGAGGUGACUCAUCCUCUUCUACAGGAUCCUCCUUCUGAGCUCUCCUCACCGAAAGCCUUGGCCACAUCCCCAGGACAGCUGCAGCCUCCAUCCUGCAAAGUAAAGAGCACUAUGAAGAGAGAGCGUGGAUGCCCCAAGCCCUCUAGGAGGGCCCAAUGGCCCACCUCAAAGCUGACAGGAACCCAGGAGUCCUGAUCCACCUCUACCAGACCCUCCAGACCUGGCAGAGAACCCAGAUGUCUGGCAGCCCCAUAGCCUACCCUGCCUUUGGCCUUACUGAAAUG